Ruditapes philippinarum (Manila clam) is the source of this 1285-nucleotide messenger RNA. RefSeq lists its product as uncharacterized. Lineage: Eukaryota; Metazoa; Mollusca; Bivalvia; Venerida; Veneridae. The coding region runs from base 227 to 1285 and encodes 352 amino acids. Gene Ontology annotation, molecular function: G protein-coupled receptor activity. The transcript has 2 exons. Gene Ontology annotation, biological process: adenylate cyclase-activating G protein-coupled receptor signaling pathway. The record is from RefSeq and is a predicted model, not a curated record. Gene Ontology annotation, cellular component: plasma membrane.
CAUCCGAUUAUAGAUUAACAGUGCUUUGUUUUUACAAAAUAAUUUGCUAAAUUUUUUGUUUUUCUGUGAGAUUAUUUCUUUAUCUUCAGAUGAAAUAGAACAUUACGGAAUUAAUACACGGGCAAGUUUUAAGCCUUGCUUGGAAGAUCUAGAUUUAGAAAAGAAUCCUAAUCGAUUUUAAAUGACUUCUAAAACAGACUCUUAUACACUAGAUACUUAAAGAAACAUGAAUAAUACAACGGAGGUUUCCAUUAAUAAUACGGACAUCGGUGUUCCAAGGAGCGGUUACGACUUACCGGUGUACGGUUUGUCAAAUGGAUCAUUUUACCGGAUUCAUAUCCCAGCUCUGACAUGUAUUUCUUUAAGUCUUUGUUGCGUAAUCAUCGUCAUGGUUUUGUCAUAUUCUCACAAGAAUUUCAGGAAGUUCUUUUCUUGGGCAAAACGUGCACGAUUUAUUAUUUAUUUUGCUAUUUGCGACGGUGGAUUUAAUAUUUUUCACGGCCUUGACCAUUUGCAUUACCUCACAACUAAGGAUCACAUUCGACCUAAGAUAUUGUGCGAGUUUUAUGGCUUUCUAUUGACAGAAUUUAUUACAGCACAAAAUCUUUUAGUGAAUGUUGUCGCAAUAAAUGCGUUUAUUAUGAUGUUUUUCAACAAGAACUUAAACUUUGGAAGAUAUGAUUGGAAACUAUUGGCGUGGACAUUUGGUUUACCUUUUGUUGCCGCCAUUGCCGCUGCUUUUACGGGACAGCUCGGACCAAACGGAACUUUCUGCCAGUUUGACGCCAUUACCGGAAGUGUAGCUUUCAUCCUGUUCACAACCGUUCCAACUGUUCUCAUUUUUAUUGUUAACAGUGUUUUAUACUUGUUGACAUGGAAACGUAUUAAAGAACAAGUUUCCGGAAUAUCCCAGUCGUUGAAGAAUUCAAAUGUGACGGAUAAAUCACGGCGAGCAGCCAGGAACAUGUCGUUGUUCGUUUUGGCAUUCUUUAUACAAUGGUGGUCGUGUGCUGUAUUUAGCGUGUGGCUGUUAAUUGAUAUUAACGUGCCCCUUUUCUUCAUUAACAUUGAGACCACGUUAGUAAACCUUGGAGGAUGUUUGAAUCUAGCUAUCUACUUAAUAAUGAGACGGAGAGACAAAUGUAACGAAGACGACGGGAACAAAAACACGAUGGUUACGGACGACAACUUGAGCGCAGCGCACUCUGUUGACAACGCUGUUGCACUAUCGUCCGUGGGGGAAACUGCCAUAGCACCGUCUGGAAUAAGGGGGCAGGGGACCUAA